AAAUUGGAGACUGGGAUCGGUGUUCGAAACACGCAGCAGAGGCCACCAUACAACAGCUGUUCUCUCUCUCCCCUGUUUACUCGAUAAGUAUGGGAUCGGUGUUCGGUUCGACAGGAAAGAGCAAAGAAGAAAUAGAAAUGGCUGUAUCCAAGGUGAAGGAAAUCGUUGACUCUAACCCCGUUGUCGUCUUCAGUAAAACCUACUGUGGAUAUUGCAAGCAGGUCAAGCAACUGCUCUCCAAACUAGGGGCAACUUACAAGGUCGUUGAAUUGGAUGAGGAAAAUGAUGGAAGUGAAAUGCAACAAGCUCUAGCAGAAUUGACUGGGCAGGGUACUGUACCCAAUGUGUUCAUUGGUGGAAAACAUAAUGGCGGCUGUGAUGCGGUCUUGCAGAAGCAUCAGCGUGGUGAGCUUGUUCCCCUCCUCACUGAAGCCGGUGCUAUUGGCAAGUAACUCCCCACUGCUGUAAGUAAAUGUACACAAGACAGAUGAUGCGCAUGUAAAGUGUAGAAGCAAAAAUAAGUUCACCAGAUACAAACUGUAUGACAUGGUUUGUAAGGAGAUUUGAUCAAUGAAUGCAAGUUAUAUUUGUGUGCCGA
This is a messenger RNA of Rhododendron vialii, 598 nucleotides long. RefSeq names its product glutaredoxin. The record is from RefSeq and is a predicted model, not a curated record. Gene Ontology annotation, biological process: cellular response to oxidative stress. Gene Ontology annotation, molecular function: glutathione disulfide oxidoreductase activity. The transcript is spliced from 4 exons. Gene Ontology annotation, cellular component: cytoplasm. Bases 90 to 452 code for a protein of 120 amino acids. Lineage: Eukaryota; Viridiplantae; Streptophyta; Magnoliopsida; Ericales; Ericaceae.